AUGUUCAAGUCGCUGCUCACUGAGACGUUCAGCAAUCGCUUUGACGUCGUGCUGGGCGUCGCGUUGCUCUGUUCGACCAUCUUCACCAUCAUCUUGCUGACCCUCCCGUCUCAGUAUGACCCGUAUAUGGACAGGCCCAUCAAGCUGGUCGACUUUGACGAAGAAGGUAACGAAUUUGAGGUAAAAAGAGAGGAUGGCAGCGACCGAUUCAAGCAGGGCAGGACGGUGCAGAUUCUCGUCCUUGGAGACAUUGGUCGUUCACCCCGCAUGCAGUACCAUGCUCUCAGUAUAGCCAAACACGGCGGCAGGGUGUUUCUAAUCGGCUACCAAGAAUCUGAGAUACAUCCCGACAUCGUCUCCAGCCCAUUGAUUGAGGUUGUACCCCUGAUCGCAGCGCCUGCUUUCCUUCGUUCAAGCAGCAAGCUGCUCUUCGCUGUCAUAGCACCAUUGAAAGUGCUGUGGCAGGUCAGAAGCUUGUACCGCGCUCUAUGCUAUCGUACGCAGCCUGCAAGAUGGAUGCUUGUGCAGAAUCCUCCCUCAAUUCCGACACUGGCUGUUGCGAGUUUGGUCUGCUUCAUCAGAGGCACACAACUGGUCAUUGACUGGCACAACUUUGGCUACUCAAUCCUUGCACUGAAACUCGGGGUUAGCCACCCACUUGUCAAGAUUUCCGCCUUGUACGAGAGGGUAUUCGCAAAGGCUGCCAAACAUCACUUCACUGUCACCCACGCAAUGGCCCGCGUGCUGAAGGAUUCGUACGGUGUCAAAGCCCAGGCCCUCCACGACCGUCCAGGCCCAAUUUUCCGACCAAUCGACUCACAAGAACGUCGUGCCUUCCUCUCACGUUUGCCGGAAACAGCGCAGUAUGCGGAAGAUCUCACUGCAUCUACCAAAACACCCUGGAGGCUCAUUGUCAGCUCAACGUCCUGGACCGCAGACGAGGACUUCUCCAUCCUCCUCGAAGCGCUAUGCAAUUAUUCCGCGCAGGUCACAGCGAAGCCUAAUCUGCCAAACAUUCUGGCAAUCAUCACCGGCAAGGGUCCACAGAAGGAGCACUACCUCGCCAAGAUCAGGGCCCUGAAUCAGGAGAAGAAGCUUCUCAACGUGGUCAUCCAAACUGCAUGGCUCACCUCUGAGGACUAUGCGAUGCUCCUUGCAGCCGCCGACCUUGGCGUCUCGCUGCACACAUCGUCAUCUGGUGUAGAUCUGCCGAUGAAGGUGGUGGACAUGUUCGGUGCAGGACUGCCAGUCGUCGGUUGGGGCAAGUUCGAGGCGUGGCCUGAACUCGUCAAGGAAGAUGUCAACGGCAAAGGGUUCGAGAGCUCGCAACAGCUGGCGGAGCAGCUCCUUGGCCUAUUCGGUGACAAAGCCGAACUGCUGGCGACACUGAAGAAGGGGGCCGUGGAGGAGAGUAAGAACAGGUGGGAUGCCGAGUGGGAUCGCGUUGGCGGGAAGCUUUUCAAGCUGAUUGAGUGA
Messenger RNA from Didymella exigua CBS 183.55, 1476 nucleotides. RefSeq names its product glycosyltransferase family 33 protein. Lineage: Eukaryota; Fungi; Ascomycota; Dothideomycetes; Pleosporales; Didymellaceae. The coding region runs from base 1 to 1476 and encodes 491 amino acids. Gene Ontology annotation, cellular component: endoplasmic reticulum. Gene Ontology annotation, molecular function: mannosyltransferase activity. The transcript is spliced from 2 exons. The record is from RefSeq and is a predicted model, not a curated record.